Plasmopara halstedii is the source of this 1470-nucleotide messenger RNA. Its product is annotated as Glycosyltransferase, GlcNAc. The coding region runs from base 1 to 1470 and encodes 489 amino acids. The record is from RefSeq and is a predicted model, not a curated record. Lineage: Eukaryota; Oomycota; Peronosporomycetes; Peronosporales; Peronosporaceae. The transcript is spliced from 2 exons.
AUGUCUACCCUUACGCUUCCGAAUAGCCGAGAGACACGUGUGCUGGAUCCGAGCGUCCAGCAUAUUCCACUCGAACCGUAUGACAAAAAUCUACGUCCGCCACCAGCCAACAUUCCAUCAAGCUUCGAGAUUCAUAUUGGAACUUCUGUUUUUCGCGACGGAAUUCGGUGUGGAUAUACUUUAUUCACAGCAUUUAAGCGAGCGAAGUAUCCAGAACGUCUUCGUUUUGGUAUUGUGGAGCAAAUAUUGGACAGUGAUUUUAAGUGUCUAGACGAGUAUUGCAAACUGGCUCUUGUUGAGUGGCCAGAUUACUCUCAAUGCCGCUAUCAAGAGCACGUACAAGUUGAUGUACGACCUGCGGCAGAGACUAGAGGAUGCACUACAGCUCGUCAUCGUCAAAAAAAACUGAUUGGUAAGGAAGAAUUUUGUCUACAAGUGGAUGGACAUAGUAUCUUUACCAAUGGGUGGGAUGAAGCUUUGAUUACUGAAUGGAAACGAAUUGACAAUGAAAUGGCUAUUCUUACUGUUUAUCCGCAUGAUCUCCAUGAUUUUAUCAAGGAAAAUGGCGACAAUAAUCCACCACAUUGGAUCCCACAUAUGUGUACGACUUAUAAAGGUGGCAAUGGACUCACGCGACUUGGUGGUGCAAACAAUAAGCGUAACGCCAACUUUCCACAAUUAGAUCCAUAUACGCCAUGGCUUUGGGAUGGCGAAGAGUUUCUGCGGUCGAUUGAUUACUGGACGCACGGCUAUGAUUUGUACUCACCUAGUAAGUUGGGUAAUGUAUUGUACCACAAUUACACAAAAAAGCCGAAUAGUUUCUGGGAGUCCCCGGUAGAUCAGAAGGUGAAGGCUUUGGAUAUGGAACGAACACAUAAUCGCGUCCGUCUUCGUCUUGGACUGGGAUUUAUAGGUCAAGUCAAUGCCAUGGAACUCGAUAAGUAUGCAUUUGGUACUGCACGCACGUUUAAACAGUACUUGCACUUUGCAAAUGUGACUCUUACAGGCUUUAUGAACGAAACAAAUUCAUGUAAACAGCUACAUUGGGUUCCGUAUACAAAUUCAACGGAAGUAGAAAUAAUUGUGGGGAACGGAUGGAAAAUGAUUGCCCCGGCACCCACUCCAGCCCAGCCAGCCGCGGGUGUACAAGGUUCACACAACGUAGAUGCACAAGGUCAAGAGGCGCACGAAUUGGCCGAAUCAGGCGAAGGAGCAGAACAUGGAGGUCGGGGAGAAGGAGAGGACUUGGCAACGCUACACACAAUGAGCAAGGAAUCGAAGGAUAGGGAAAGGCUUGCUAUACGGCAAGGUAAAUCCUCAAACAGAAGACAUCCGGGAAUUACUGCUGCAGUAUGGGGUGUACUCGCUGUUGUUUUGAUUGCUCUCUUUGCAGCACUAUCGAAUGACCGCAUAGCGUAUGCCAUUCGACGAAGUUGCUUUUCAACAGCACCUCAUCAUAGUCGCGAUUGA